GUAUCGUGGUAAGCUAUCGAACAAGUGCUUAUCGUUUAUUUGUACUAUUCACAACCCACUGUUACUCAAAAUAUAAAAGAUAAGAAUAUCUCAAUCGAUAAGACAAAGAAUGUCCCACGUAUCAGUCGGGUUCCUGAUUUCGGAAGAACACUACAAAUUAAAAAAUUCUUGCUUCAGAAAUGGAGUCUGAUUGGAGAACUCCCAAUGUCUAUCGUACGACACCUCAGAUGGAGAUAGCUCCUGAGAAAAGUGAAGAAGCCAAAGAACUGGUGCCCGCUCCGUCUAAACCCAAAUAUGAGUCGAACAACAUGUUUGCACAGAGCAUCUUUGAUCUGACACUCAUAACGAUCAACAUUUGCCAGAUAUGUUACGUUUUUAAAGUCGGUAUGGAUCUAGGCAUUUUGUAUUACAUAAUGACGGGGUUACUUAGUGUCUCACUAUUCUUGCUGUCUAUCCAUGGUUUCAUGGGCCUUUUCGGAAGACUACGUUGUAGUGCGCCGCUCUCUAGUGGAUGUUUCAACUGCCUAUACAAUACUUCACUCUUCAUGGUGGUGUUAAUUUACCUUGUAAAUUUAGUGUUCAACGUUUUGAGCUUGAAGGAGGCCGAAGAAAAAUGUCUAAUAAUUGUGAAUAAUUUAAAAAAUAGAACUUUGUGAUAUAUCUUACAGCAAUAAACGAAUGAACAAAUCGA
Toxorhynchites rutilus septentrionalis is the source of this 691-nucleotide messenger RNA. RefSeq lists its product as uncharacterized. Gene Ontology annotation, biological process: cell adhesion; tissue regeneration. The transcript is spliced from 3 exons. Gene Ontology annotation, cellular component: membrane. The record is from RefSeq and is a predicted model, not a curated record. The coding region runs from base 180 to 656 and encodes 158 amino acids. NCBI's taxonomy places the organism in Eukaryota, Metazoa, Arthropoda, Insecta, Diptera, Culicidae.